Chrysochloris asiatica (Cape golden mole) is the source of this 1083-nucleotide messenger RNA. RefSeq names its product geminin coiled-coil domain containing (gene GMNC). NCBI's taxonomy places the organism in Eukaryota, Metazoa, Chordata, Mammalia, Afrosoricida, Chrysochloridae. Bases 1 to 1083 code for a protein of 360 amino acids. The record is from RefSeq and is a predicted model, not a curated record. Gene Ontology annotation, cellular component: nucleus. The transcript is spliced from 5 exons. Gene Ontology annotation, biological process: negative regulation of DNA replication; negative regulation of cell cycle.
AUGUUAAAAUGCAUAACGUCACAACUUUUCCGUUUCCGUUUUACCAUCCUAGCCUUUUUGCCUUUCGAGGUUAUUAGAAAAAACACCAUUCUGCCUUGCCAAGACCAGUACUUUGUAGGAGGCCAGAGCUAUAAUUGCCAGUAUUCCACUCCAACGUCAGAAUCUAAUGUUGACGUUUCCAGGGAGACUUGGGUCUCUUUCUGGGCUUCUGGUCUCCUGGACAACAGAGAGCCCCAACAAGCACCACAGACACUGGAAUUGUCCAGUGACCCGAAUUUCCCUGUUCCAGACUCAUGUUCCUGGGAAGAGGACCAGCUUUCCUCUCAGCUCUAUAGAAAUAAGCAGCUUCAAGAUACUCUGGUGCAGAAGGAAGAAGAACUUGCUAGGUUACACGAAGAGAAUAAUCACCUCAGACAAUACUUGAAUUCAGCUUUAGUUAAAUGUCUUGAGGAAAAAGCCAAGAAAUUAUUGUCAUCAAAUGAGUUCUCCAAAGCAUGUGGGAAAUUUAGAAGUGGAAAGAGGAAGCCCAAAGAGCCGAGAUACCGUUCUCCUGAAAUUCCCCAUCUCAAAAAUGCCAAGAGAAACCUAUCUAGUGAACUUGCUACUUGUGAAGAACAACCUGGGCCCACUGUGGACCCCUGGGUCCUUCAAACACUUGGAUUAAAAGACCUCAACACCAUUGAUGACACCUUACCAGCUAACUACAGUGCCUUUUCCUUCCCUCCCACAAGAAUCUCUAGCACAUUUCACCAGUUUCCAGAUGAUGUGAUUGAUUAUGAAAACAUUCCCAGGGAGGGUAUGCUGACUGACUGUGCAGGCGACAGAACAACCCCCUUACAGAGCACUGCCAGCCAUAAGGAAGACAUUCACUUCCUUUCUCAACUUUCUAAACCUCCCGGAGGUCUACAAACCUUCCCUUACUAUACUGCUAAUGUGUCACCUAACAAGACAGAAAUGGCCUUUUCCACAUCCUUGAGCCCUCACUGUAAUGUGAAAACACAUUCCUUCCACCAAGGACAAGCCUUUGUGUGUCGAGAUGAGGAAGGAGGCUGGAAGUUUACCUGGGUCCCUAAACAGUCUUAG